CCCUGUGCACAGGCACCGCAGCGGAGGUCCCCACACCGGUGCCAUGUCAAAGAAAAAAGGAUUGAGUGCAAAAGAAAAGAGAACUCGCAUGAUGCAAAUAUUUUUUGAAACAAAAGAUGUAUUUCAAUUAAAAGACUUGGAGAAGAUUGCUCCCAAAGAGAAAGGCGUUACUUCUAUGUCAGUGAAAGAAGUCCUUCAAAGCUUAGUGGAUGAUGGUAUGGCUGACUGUGAGAGGGUUGGAACUUCUAAUUAUUAUUGGGCUUUGCCAAGUAAAGCUCUUCAUGCAAGGAAACGUAAGUUGGAGGCUCUGGAAUCUCAGUUGUCUGAGGGAAGCCAAAAGCAUGCAAGCCUACAGAAAAGCACUGAAAAAGCUAAAAUAGACCGACGUGAAACGGAAGAGCGAACCACGCUAGCAAAAGAACUGUCUUCACUUUGAGACCAAAGGGAACAGCUAAAGGCGGAAGUAGAAAAAUACAAAGAUUGUGACCCACAAGUCGUGGAAGAAAUACGCCAA
Messenger RNA from Callithrix jacchus (white-tufted-ear marmoset), 514 nucleotides. The record is from RefSeq and is a predicted model, not a curated record. NCBI's taxonomy places the organism in Eukaryota, Metazoa, Chordata, Mammalia, Primates, Cebidae.